GUAGAACGCUAUAUUAUAUACUACUGUAUCUGAUCUGGAUAUUUCACCCUUGCGUUUUUCUCUGAAGUAAUAAGUUUGCUUAUAUGUAUUCUGUGUAUCAUUGCGUAACCCACUUCGAGUUUUGGUGAUGAAGUGUUUUUGAGUUGUCGAUGGCAAAACGGGCACAACUUUUAAGCUCUAUGAAGAAUUCUUACUUGCUCUAAACUAUUUGCAGGUUGUUUAUGCUUUAGGUCAUGGUGUUACUGACUUAGUGUUAUCGUUGGAUUUAUUUAUUGUACUUAGAAUGUGAGGAUGGAUAUCGUUUUAACAACUGAAUGUUUCUCAUUGAUAUGUGAGUACUUGUUCUCGUAUAAUUCAUGUAAUAAGAUGCAAUUAUCAUGUAAUAGAUAUAAAUUUAUCGUUCUGUUUGUCAUUUUAUUUCAUAAUCGUAGGUUGAAUUGACUUCCUUUUUUGGCGAAUUUCGGAAAAAUGUAUUGAAUUACGCCUUUAUGAUGUACUAAAAAAGCUGUUUUUAUUGUCAGCGAAAUGGUGGUGUUCAUCAGGUAGAGAUGCAUUAUUAAUAACAUCAGUAAUUUCUGCUUUGUUUUCGUUCAUUAUCUUACGUAUAUUAUUUAGCCUGGAUUGAAACAAUAAAAGUAGCCGCUAUACCAAGCUGCAUCUGAAUAAUGGUCACUUUUAAAAUGACCGGAGAAAGAUGUAGUGCCAAUACAUGAAGUUACUGACUUCUAUUCUUCUGAGUUGUGUAGGUUACCUUGGUAUGUCGGUGGUCGUCUGUCGAAGAAGUGGUUUUCGAGUAGCACUGAACUUAGUCAUCCUAUAUAUCCUUAAAACAUGAACAUUGAAUUUGACUAUCCUGCUAAGUUUUUAUCUAUUCGACCACAUUUACUGUCGUAAAUUUAGUGUAUGAACAAGGUGGUUGGGAGAAGUUUCAGGGUUGCCAAGUCAGGAAAUGAAACUAUAAGUAAUAUCCCAGACCCUGUGGGGAAACAUGAAAUCUCUUGUAUGUGAAACAGUUAAUAAUCAUAACUGGUAAUCAGUCGCGGUGAAGAUGCAUCUGCACCUACUUUCCAUCUGCACCUCGUAACCAUCAUUAAGGACACCUGUGUUCCUUUUUUUGCUGUUUGUGUUAUCAUUGUUUUGAUUCCUUUGUCCUCCCCUUUGUUAAUUUUCUCGCGCUGAAAUACCGUCACGCGUGUCAAUUUUGUCUUGUAUUCCAUUGUGCGAAGUUUUAUGUUAUUGGUGUCUGUUUGAUUCUAAAGUAGUAGCAUAUAUAUUCUAGUUUUGAGAUAAAUAUUUGGAAUUUAGCAUGUUGGUUUCUUGGUCUAACUUACAUUCGUGUUGUCUUUAUGCUUCGAUAGGGACAAUUUUCCUCUCCUCUUUUCGUUUGUCUGGGUUGUCACUUCCGUGUUCAUUUUUUAAGCGGUUUAUGUUUGUAUCUUCUCUUGGGUAGUUUUUGUCUAUAGCAAAUAGGGAGUAAUACCAUGCUGUUAUAUUUCUACUGUGACAAGUGGUAAAGGAUGGUCAUUUUUAAUACUGUGAUGGAACUUCAGGUGUAGAAUGAAUGUAAAAGAUCCCAUUCAUUUUUAUUCUCCUGGUUAUAAUCAGAAUCCUAUUCAUGAUUUACUUUUUGUUUACAUUCCUAAGAAUUUCAUUUUGGAAUCAUAUGGUUGUAUUUCUUUUUCGGAUCAUCAUUUAGUUUUGGGUUUGAAAUCUACCUAUCGCUUUGACGAUGAUGUACUUCCAUUUCAUAAUCAUUUACAAAAAUUGGUCUGAGCAUUGGUGAAAUCAAAAUGUUCUAUUAUGAACAAACAUAAAUAUAAUCCAGUGUGGCUUAACAACAAUAGGCGUAUGCAUGCGCAAUACAGGCUGGAAAAAAGCCCGAGGUGACCAGACUAAAACAUGACACGAAUGUAUGAAGUCUUCGACUGUUGGUUUGAGCCAUGUGGGGUGAUGCAGACUAGUCGGUUGGGGUCCGCCGGACAAGAGGAACCAGUGGUUGGAGACUCUAGGUGAUAUGGCUCAGAACCGAUGUCAGUGGCGCAGAUGUAUACAUACAUUAUCUUCAUCUUAACGACGCUAAACCGAAUCUCACCAUUUUCUCAUUCUUCCUUUCUCUCUUUUUGUACUUUAUAUUUCUUUUGACUGAAUUUUCUUAUCUUCAUCUUGCGCCUCACUGCCUUUUUACUUGAUGUAUUGGUAUGAGCUGUGGCAACUCGGAUCGUUACGCAGUAAUGCCUGGUCC
This is a messenger RNA of Heterobilharzia americana, 2242 nucleotides long. NCBI's taxonomy places the organism in Eukaryota, Metazoa, Platyhelminthes, Trematoda, Strigeidida, Schistosomatidae. The record is from the annotation of a GenBank genome assembly.